AUGAUUUUGUAUUAUUUAAUAAGUACAUUUCUAGGUUGCUGUGUAUCAUCGACUUCAUUAUUAUGGAUGAUUAUCACAUUAUUUAUCUUUUUUAUUAUUUUUGCCAUUUUGGGCUUACUAGCAAUUUGGCUUCUUUGUGCUUAUUAUCGAAGAAAAUCAAGGAAAAGAAUGGAAAAGGAAUUACAGCAUCGACGAGAAGAUAAAAAUCAGUUAAAACUUGAUAUGUUUCGAAAAAAGCAACUUGAUAUACAGAUGAUGACAGCAAUAAGAGAUACCAAAAUUGGCUCAAAAGAACAUCCAUCAUUUCGUUCCAGAGAAUUAAUGAAUUCUCAAAUGUCAUUUAUGCCAUAUGCUCAAUUGCAAAAGCCUGAACAAUAUCCAAGUCAUUUACCGCCUCAGUCAAUCCCAUCAACCUUACAAACUACAGCAAUUGAUAAAACUGCAAAGGAAAUUGAAGAUUUACAACUUUUACCCGCUUCCACAGCAAAAACACCGUCUCAAAAAACAGAAAAAGAUAAACAGCUCUCAACUGAGAAAGAUUCUCAAGCAACCGGUGAAAGUGAAGUUAAGGUGAAAGAUGAUGAAAAGCCUCAAUUUCAAGAACAUGAGACUGACGUUUCAAACGAAAAUCAGUUAGAUAAAUGGAAACGAAAGAAAUAUAAAAAACGGAAAUCCAAAACGGAGAAGAGAAAGACUGGAAAAUCUGAUGAUCAAAAAUAUCGUCAAACAACAUCAACGCAAAAACCGGAACGAUAUCAUCAUCAAAUUCAACCGGAUCAUGUUCAUGAAUGGAUUAGUCGUGUUGCUCGCUCAACAAGUCCAGUUCCAUAUUUUUCACCAAACAAGCGAGUUCUCCUCAUUCCUGAACUAUCCGCAGAAAAUUUGGAUGAUACAAAUGAUGAAGAAAGUGAUACGGAAAAUAAAAGUUCAUUGGAUGAAACUGGAACAAAUAUAUCGGAAAAAUUAUCAAAUUCUCUAUCACAUCCUAAUACAAUGAUGGAAACUGACGUAGAAAUAUCAACCGAGACGAAUGAAGAAAGUACACCAAUGACGCCAACGCCAAUUUCUGCUUCAGUUAAUGCACCACCAAGUAGCACAUUUUUGGAUGAUCAAUCGUACUGGAAAAGAGAAAACAAACAAAGAAAGUAUUUGAAAACGGGAAAUGAAUCAAAAAUAAUAAAUGAUGGAGAUAAUAUAAGUAAAAAUCCAACAGAAAAAAUAUUAUGGAAACCACCGGAUAAACGAGCUGAAGCAAGGUUUAAUCGAACUCUUGAAAAUCCAUGGUUUAAUACAGUGCCAACUGUCCAUUCAACAGUAUCUUACAACAGAGAGGAAUAA
Molecule: messenger RNA, 1338 nt
Organism: Brugia malayi
Lineage: Eukaryota; Metazoa; Nematoda; Chromadorea; Rhabditida; Onchocercidae
Exons: 13
Coding region: 1-1338 (445 amino acids)
Source: RefSeq, a predicted model, not a curated record